ACCAACACACCUUCUAUCAUACACGCAGCAAAACCAACAUUCCAUAAAUGAUGAUAACUUGUUAUCUGUUUUCUCUAAAUGUAGGGAUUCCGGUGUUAGAAUAUGUCCCAAGCAACUUUAGUUCUCGGUAGGAGUGAAGCAUUCAAAACCAACAUUUCUGAUUCUGUAUCUCACAAUGAAUUAAAACGACAAGUUUCCGAAUGUAUUCAAGCGUCAACACAAUGCUGUGCACAUUCCCGAGGAACGCAAUGAAUGGGUUAAUCGAUAUAAAUGAACGGGCUCUGGGAUUGACAUGCACAAUGUGUUACCUCAAAUAAUGUUGAAACGUAUGAACUUAUUCAGAUAAAAUUUAAGCAUACACAAAGUUUACCGUGCUAGUAUUUAAUCGAUAACAUACAGCAAAGUGUAAGUCAGUUAAUGUGCCAUAACAUAAACAUAAAUUUAAAUCCACGUCACGUGCACGAAACUAAAAAUAAGUCCAUGUCACAAAAAAUCAAUAAUUUCAGUACACAGACUACUAUCACAUCACUAGGAUACAAAUACCAAAGCAGCCAGGAUAUUUGUUCCGCAAAAGGUUGAACAAUGGCAACAAUUGAAGUGACAGGGGUAGACGGAAAAGCUAAGGUGAAAAACUCAAGAGCGGUUGGGAUUCAAAACAGUGACGGAGAACUUCCAUCACAGAUAGGUAUCAAGAAAAUGAAAGUGACGGGUGUCAAGGGUAAUGCUGUGGUAGUCAAUUCUGUCGCUACUGGCAUUAAUAACGGUCCAAUGGGAUCAAUUGAUAUUGGCAACAUGGAAGUGACGGGUGUCAAGGAUAAUGCUGAGGUACGCAAUUCUGUCGUUUCAGGCAUUAAUAACGGCCAAAUGGGAUCAAUUGAAAACAGGCAGCAAACAUACAAUAUUGAAAAUGCCCACGGCGUCGUAGGUGGGCAGGACAUGCGGGGCGCAACUGUGGAACAAGGAGGAAUCACAGGGCAAAGUUCAGGACCCAAGACAUACUUCGAAGGAAAAGGAAGUCGUCAAAUCACAAACCAAGGUAAUAUAGGUAAUAUUGCCACAGGUGAUAACCACAGCGGGAAUAUGGCUGCCUUAGUCGGUGGCCAACCUGCAGCUGGUGGCACAAGAGAUCCUAAAGCACUCACCCCAGGAGAACUGAUAAACCUUCUGAGGGAGCGCCACUGCACUGAGGACACAAUUAAGAGUUUUGAGACACAUAUUGUUGACGGGCGAUUGUUCAUGGACCUAGAUGAUGAAUUUCUUGUCGAUCUUGAGAUUAACAGCAGGAUAGAACAAAGGAAGCUCAAGUGUUUAAAGGAAGACCUCAUUCAGUGAACUUGAUUUACAUUACCAAAGAAGCAAUUGGACCAUCAUUACCGGUCGUCGCCUCUUCUACACACCGGAGUGUUACUCAACAAAUACAACUCGUGAUAGAGCCACAUUCAGAACAAGAGAAACACAUUUGCAUUGAUAGUUCGUAUCAAAAACAAAUGCAAAAAACACAGCAGUGACUUCAAAUAGAUUACGUGGAAAGAUUUCAGUGUCACUCUCUGUCUCGGAUUACAUACACUUAAAAAACCCAGUUAGGGAUCAUGAAUCUUUUAGGGGACAGUGGGGAUGUUUCUAAACAGGUACAUCUCGUGAUUGAGUCACAUUCAACAGGGAAAAGACUUCUUGUUCGAUUGGAGGUUUAUAAUCGCUUAUCACUAAAAUGAUUUUAUAGAAAGAUAUCAGUGUCAUUAUCAAUCUCUCGUUAUGCUGAUUUCAAAUAUGCUCACCACUAAAUUGAAAUCGUCAACAAAAGGGCAUUAAUCAGUUUCCUUAAAGUUUCUGUUAGGAUUUGGUUUGUUUGUUGUUUAACACCGCACUCAGCGAUAUUCAAGCUAUGUGACGGCUUCUGUUAUGAGCUCACAUGUGAUGAACCGACAACAUCGAUAGCGUUCACACAAUAGGUGUACAGUCCGUUCCUAGUUUCAGUUCAAUUCAAUAUCAAUCAGGUAGUUGACACAAGCCUCACACACCGUUGUCCUAUUCUGUCUGAUAUCAGCCUAAAUAAUCAUAGGCUUUUUGUCACUUGAGACAUGGUGUAAGGCAGUGAUGACAUCAGAAUUGAAGUUAGAAUUGUUUUUUAUUGACACAACUCAUGACGUUGCGUCAUUUACGGAAGGUAUUCUCCAGGAAAGUGGUUAUAAAUAGAUCCAUGUCAAUAUGUUAAUAUGUACUAUCGGGUAGGUGACAGCAAGGCUCAUUGCGUGAAGAGCCCUUCAGAAGCAAGAAUACAAAAUGUCAAAGUAUGAUAUUAAAGUCACGGGAGUUGAAGGCGGCACGGUGGAAAAGUCCAAUGUUGCUGGUGUUGUCCACGGCGGGAUGGGCAAUAGCGUCACUACCACCCAUAACCAAGGAAGUCGUCAAAUCACAAACCAAGGUAAUAUAAGUAAUAUUGCCACAGGUGAUAACCACAGCGGGAAUAUGGCUGCUUCAGUCGGUGGCCAACCUAAGGCUGGUGGCAGAAGAGAUCCUAGAGCACUCACCCCAGGAGAACUGAUAAAUCAUCUGAGGGAGCGCCACUGCACUGAGGACACUAUUCAGAGUUUUGAGACACAUAAUGUUGACGGGCGAUUGUUCAUGGACCUAGAUGAUGAACUUCUUGUCGAUCUUGAGAUUAACAGCAGGAUAGAACAAAGGAAGCUCAAGUGUUUAAAGGAAGACCUCAUUCAGUGAACUGGAUUUACAUUACUAAAGAAGCAAGUGAAUAACUGUGCUCGCCUUCUCGCUGUGGAUACACUUCGCAGUGAAUAGCUAUAGGAAGGUUUGCAAACAUUAGUCCUCAUGAAAUAUAAAAUAACCCAAUUUCGUUUAGUAAAUUGUAUUUUGUACUAUUCAAAUAUUAAAUAAUACACUUGCA
Haliotis rufescens (red abalone) is the source of this 2902-nucleotide messenger RNA. RefSeq lists its product as uncharacterized. The transcript is spliced from 11 exons. Lineage: Eukaryota; Metazoa; Mollusca; Gastropoda; Lepetellida; Haliotidae. Bases 583 to 1332 code for a protein of 249 amino acids. The record is from RefSeq and is a predicted model, not a curated record.